AUGGAGGACUGCAACGCCCUCAAGAAAGAAGUGGCCUGGCUGCUUAAGAAAGGCUAUAUGGAGCAUCUCAUGGGAAAGAAAGGCCAGCAAGAGAAUAGAUCCGGUCCCAGCCAACAGCAACCUCGUCCCCCACAUGAGCCUACGCACGAUAAGGUAAUCAAUUCUAUCUCUGGUGGAUCAGAAAUAUGUGGACUAACCUACUCUGCAGCUAAAAGAUUCGCCCGAGAAGGCUCCAAAGCUGUGCCGAAGCAAUACAGAAGUGCAGAGGAGAAGAAGCUCAGAAGCAUGACCAUCAGCUUUGACGAGGAGGAUGGAGAUGAAGAAGCUGACCACCAUGAUGGCCUUGUCGUAUCCCUCACCGUCAGCAACUACCUCAUGAAGAAAGUGUUAAUAGACAAUGGCAGCUCAGCUAAUAUCAUUUUAAAAAGUGCCCUUGAAAGCAUGGGGCUACAGGAAGCUAACAUCCUCAAGAAAGCAACCGUCUUAUUCGGAUUCAAUGGCGAGCCAGCUACAACGCUCGGAGAAAUCAUGCUACCUACCUAUGCAAAAGGAGUCAACUUGCAGACUAAAUUCAAUGUGCUGAAGAAGGAGAGCGGAUCAUCGAAUUCUUGA
Molecule: messenger RNA, 612 nt
Organism: Beta vulgaris subsp. vulgaris (sugar beet)
Lineage: Eukaryota; Viridiplantae; Streptophyta; Magnoliopsida; Caryophyllales; Amaranthaceae
Exons: 2
Coding region: 1-612 (203 amino acids)
Source: RefSeq, a predicted model, not a curated record